Molecule: messenger RNA, 840 nt
Organism: Suillus fuscotomentosus
Lineage: Eukaryota; Fungi; Basidiomycota; Agaricomycetes; Boletales; Suillaceae
Exons: 2
Coding region: 1-840 (279 amino acids)
Source: RefSeq, a predicted model, not a curated record
AUGGCUGAUUGGCCCAACGAAGGCUCGGAUGAUGACCUGCUAACCUGGUCACCAUUGCACAAUGAUUGGCUACCGGCGAGCGGCAGUAAUGAGUCUUUUCCAAACGAGCCUGAUGAUGAUGGCAGCAUCCAGCCUGAUCACAACAUCACGAUGCUUCCAGAGCAUCACAGCAACUUGGACAGCUUGAACUACGACAAUGGUAGCCACUUAGUAUGGCCAAUACAAAAUCUACCUCAGGCUGACACGCCCAAUCAUUAUCUGCCCCCGUGUCACGAGGCUCCCAUUCAUUUGUUCGAGCAGGGCGUCAGUCAGUCUGAUGACCAGUUCCAAAUGCUUCCUGACCCUGACCCUGACCUCGACGCCACUGACGCCAAGAUCCACCGCGGGGCUAGACAUGCGGGGCGCGAUCAUUCGGAGUAUGUCCGAAAUGCCACAGUUCAUCCUUCCGUACCCAUGACACCCCAUUCACCAUCGCCGUCCAUGCCAGCGGGCACACAAUUACAACCGCAGUUGAUCCAAGAAGUGAAGGCGGAUGCUGAGGUACACAUGGUGAGGCUCAUCUUUGAAACUACGUUUUUCCCUGUCGACGCCGUUUUGACUCGGAUGGCGAACGAUGCGCUUUCCGCUGCGGUCGCUAGGCACAACAAUGCGGAGCUUAACCUGUGGAAAGAACGUAUAGAAGGUUUUGAAGAGAUUCAGAGACUGAAGGGCACUGUGACCACCAUCCUAAAAGAUUUCGAGACGGUGGCGCGAUUCUCAGUCCUAUUGGCGUAUGAUCUCUCUCUCGUGAUUUCCGAGCGCGGGGACGCGCUGAUAGCACACCGCAUCAAUACUAUAUGA